GGUGCCGCCGGGGUGACGUGCAGGGCGCGCGGUGGCAGCACCUCCCCGCGCGCUGCUUAAAAAGAAGAAGAAAAGAGGGAGCGAAACAUGAGAGCCCUAGUGAGCCGCAGCCGCCGCCGGCAGCGGAGGGGGCAUCGCCCGAGCCGGCUGCCGCCACCGCUGUCCUACCUAGGGGACAUCCUUCCUAUGGGACGACAAGUGAAGCGCUGCCGCCGCCCGCUGCCCGGCCCGCCCCGCGCCCCGGCGCCUCGGCGCGGCAACUGCUAAACCUGUGCCACUUGCACAACUUCAGCCCGCCGGCUCCCGAGCAUCCUCCCGCCGCGCCGCGCAGCCGGGGCUUCGGCUUUUUCCUUUUUUUUUUUUUUUUCCCCAUUUCUGCCUUUUGCAUCCUCAUUUUUGGAAGCGCGGGGGACAGAAGUUCCUUCCCUCCUUAGUUUUUUUUUUUUUUAAUCAUUAUUCUACUGUCUUUCCCCUUCUGGGAGGAGGGAGGUGAUUUCCAGAUUCGAAGUGCAAAGAAAAGUCAGUGGGAUUCCCCUCCUUUUUUUUUUGUCUCCCUUUCUUUCGCUCCCUUUUUCCCCGUUUUAUUUUAUUUUCUUGGUGGGGUGCAUUCACACGCUCCCUCCGGCAUGAUGCUCAAGAUGCUGCCGUUCAAGCUGCUGCUGGUGGCCGUGGUGCUGUGCUUCUUCGAGGGGGAUGCCAAGUUCGGAGAGAGCGGCGCGCGGAGGAGAAGGUGCCUCAACGGGACCCCGCCGCGCCGCCUCAAGAAGCGCGACCGCCGGCCGAUGCCCCCGGAGGCGCCGGGCGGCGGCGAGGCGAUGUGCCGCGGCCUCUACCCGCGCCUGUCCUGCUGCUCCCGCGCGGACACGCAGGGGCUGCUGCACGCCGAGACCAAGAUACUUUCUGUUACCAACAACACAGAAUGUGCGAAGCUACUGGAGGAAAUCAAAUGUGCACACUGCUCACCUCAUGCUCAGAAUCUAUUCCAUUCACCUGAGAAAGGGGAGACACCUGAAAGAGAACUAGCUCUUCCCUACCUGUGCAAAGACUAUUGUAAAGAACUCUAUUAUACUUGCAGAGGUCACAUACCAGGUUUUCUCCAAACUACAGCUGAUGAGUUUUGCUUUUACUAUGCAAGAAAAGAUGGCGGUGUAUGCUUUCCAGAUUUUCCAAGAAAGCAAGUACGAGGGCCAGCUUCUAACUCCUUGGACCACAUGGAAGAAUAUGACAAAGAGGAAGAGAUCAACAGAAAACACAAGCACAACUGCUUCUGCAUUCAGGAGGUUGUGAGUGGACUAAGGCAGCCUGUUGGAGCAGUACAUUGUGGGGAUGGAUCUCACCGCCUCUUUAUUCUUGAAAAGGAAGGAUAUGUGAAGAUUUUCAAUCCCGAAGGAGACAUAAUCAAGGAACCUUUUUUGGAUAUACACAAGCUUGUUCAAAGUGGAAUAAAGGGAGGAGAUGAAAGAGGACUGUUGAGCCUUGCAUUCCAUCCCAAUUACAAGAAAAAUGGGAAGCUGUAUGUGUCUUAUACCACCAACCAAGAACGGUGGGCUAUUGGACCUCAUGACCACAUCCUUAGGGUCGUAGAAUACACAGUAUCCAGGAAAAAUCCACACCAAGUUGAUAUGAGAACAGCAAGAGUGUUUUUAGAAGUAGCAGAACUACAUCGAAAACACCUAGGAGGACAGCUUCUGUUUGGCCCAGAUGGUUUCCUAUACAUUUUUCUUGGUGAUGGCAUGAUCACUCUAGAUGAUAUGGAGGAGAUGGAUGGUUUAAGUGAUUUUACAGGUUCUGUUUUACGCCUUGAUGUAAACACUGAUCUGUGCAGUGUCCCUUAUUCUAUACCACGGAGCAACCCACAUUUUAAUAGCACAAACCAACCUCCUGAAAUUUUUGCACACGGACUCCACAAUCCAGGCCGAUGUGCUGUGGAUCGCCACCCAACAGAUGUAAACAUCAAUUUAACUAUACUGUGCUCUGAUUCAAACGCAAAGAACAGAUCUUCGGCAAGAAUCUUACAAAUAAUAAAGGGUAAAGACUAUGAAAGUGAGCCUUCACUUCUAGAAUUCAAACCAUUCAGCAGCGGAUCACUGGUCGGUGGAUUUGUCUAUCGAGGCUGUCAGUCUGAAAGGCUCUAUGGAAGUUAUGUAUUUGGAGACCGCAAUGGAAAUUUUUUAACACUGCAACAGAGUCCUGUGACCAAACAGUGGCAAGAAAAACCCCUCUGUCUUGGCAACAGUGGUUCGUGUAGAGGUUUCUUUUCAGGCCCCGUCUUGGGAUUUGGCGAAGAUGAGUCAGGUGAGAUAUACAUAUUAUCAAGCAGUAAAAGUAUGACACAGCCUCACAAUGGAAAACUCUACAAGAUCAUCGACCCCAAAAGACCUUUAGUCCCUGAAGAAUGCAAAAGAACCGCUCAGCCUGCACAGAUACUGACAUCUGAAUGCUUGAGGCAUUGUCGGAAUGGGCACUGCACUCCCACAGGAAAAUGCUGCUGUAACCAAGGCUGGGAAGGAGAGUUCUGCAGAACUGCAAAAUGUGACCCAGCCUGUCGACAUGGAGGUGUCUGUGUAAGGCCUAAUAAGUGCUUAUGUAAAAAAGGCUAUCUCGGCCCCCAGUGUGAACAAGUGGAUAGAAACAUCCGAAGAGUGACAAGGGCAGGUAUUCUUGAUCAGAUCCUAGACAUGACAUCCUAUUUGCUGGAUCUAACCAGCUAUAUUGUAUAGUUUCUGGGACUAUUUGGAAACUACACUUUCAACGGGCAUUUAUUUUGAAACCUGUCAUUUUUAAAAGACUGUUUUCCUGCAACAAAUACCGGUGAUUUGAUUUACUUUAUUAAUUUAACUAUAAUAUCCAGAAAUGUGCAGAUAAAUUCUUUGCAUGUGUGCAAAUAUUUCUGUACAUCGGCACAGAUGUAUAGAAAUCCAAUACAUACACACAUACACAUGCACACACUCUCACGAAUAUGGUUUUGCAGCUAGUGGAAUUUUUUAUAUAUAUUUCUUCAUGAGAAAUAGUUUACACAGCGAUUCCACUGUAAAGCACGUUUUCAUCAAAGGACUUUCAUGGUGUCAUAAUGGAUUCUUUGACAUCCCAGAAAUCGUGUGUCUGUACCUAUCUGAUCAUAGCAGUAAGAGAGCAGUUUUGAAACAUCACUGUAUAAACCUCUGGAUUUAAUAAAAUCCAGUUGUAACAAUUUCUAAGGUAAAAUGAACUACAUUGUGAGACAAUAUUUCAGAACUCCUUAAUGCAUUCCUACAUAGGCAAUUCAUUGUAAGAUUGUAACCUUCACCUUCGUCAAUGUAACUCUAUGACAGACUGUUAUGCAUUUCUUUAUCUAGCAUAGAUGCAGAAAUCCGGUUAUCGCAGCUUAAUAUCAAGACUGUUUCAAGUGUUUAAUAAUUAAAUUAUAUUCGCAUAUUUCAAAACCAGUCAUCCUAGAAGGUCUGCUUUUUAUCAUAUAUUUUAUUUAACAAUGGGCACUGGGUUCAUGUUACAUAUUUAUAUUAUUUUAUUUUAUUUUUAUAAUAUAGACAUCACCUAGAUGAGACAGCUUUACCAUGUCCUGUAAAAUACUAAAGUUACAUUUUUCACCAACUUAAUUGGAAAGACGGGGAAUGAGAGAGCAAACACACUCUUUAAUGUGUUGUGGAUCUAAUCUAGCAAUGUAUCCUUGUGUCAACUUGUAUUCAUUUACGACGGAUGAAAAAGCAACCACCAACCAAUCCUAAUAAAAUUCCAGCAUAUCCUAAAAAUGUUCAUAAAGUGAUUUUCACUAUAUCAGGACGGGCCAGAUUAUACAUGAUUAGACUGCUACAGAUUUCACACUGAAUGGACCUUCACUGGACGAAAGCUCACUUUAGCACAUCUUGGCCGCAUAAGAUGUCACUUGUACAAAACGUUAUGUGACAAUUAUUGCCAAAUAUGGUUUUAAAUGUAAAUGUUCCUUGAAGAGCUAACAUAAAAUUGAUUUUUUUGUAAAUGUAUCAAUAAAUAUGGUGUACAUGUUAUAGUCAGGUUUUUUAAAAUAUUAAUAUUCUAAUUAGAUACAUCUUCGAAAUUGGUGCCCUCUCAUCUCCAGCUCUGUGACGUUACUGGCAGUUUCUUUGUUCACUGUUUACCAAGUACCACACUUCUUUGCGCUACCUGGCUUUUACAAAAUCUUGCCUACGCAGAGAGAACAGAGCAGCCACAACGAACACACACUGUAGGUCUACAAGCAGCUGCUCAAGCCUCAGCAGUUUAUGACAUUAUAGGCAAUAGCGUCUAAAAUGCUUACAUUAAUGCCACAUUACUCUCCAGCAGGGAAAUCAUCUUUCUAGGGCAGUGACAUGUAACUAAUUUUCCUUUAUGGAAAACUGUCAGUCUUUUAUUUGGUAAAAAUUAAAUCUUUAAGUAGAGCAUGACUGAUACUUGUAUUUAUCUGUAUUAAGUAUUCCAGCUAACGGGAAGAGAAAAUUACAUUUCCCUUCCAUAUAUGUUUGCUUGGGUCUCAAGUGACCUCAUGCCAAAUGGAAAUUGGUUGAGAAAUUGUGGUUAAGUGCUUAGUGAACAAUAGUCUGCAUAAAAACUGCAUGCAUAAUUUUGCACAAUGUAGAUUCAACUGACAGUCCUUUGAAAGACAUCUCAGGAUUAAAUGAGCAUGGAGACCAAAUUGCCCUCUCACCCCAGAAAAGGGUGGUCCCUUAUAGUCACACUGCCACUUCAUUGGCUCAGCAGUGUGACCAAUCUUAAAAUGAACCCUGCAGUAGCAUCUGUAGGUUAAUAGCAGCUCUUUGUCUCCACUGCUUUCUGCCUUUAGUCUUUUCCCUGAAUUCCAUCACAAAAAGUUUUACAAUUAAAAAAUGUCCUGACAACCAUUUUUGUAAAUUGACCUUACCAUCUAAUCUUUCCUUAUUCAACGUGGGUGACAAAAACGUGAACUUCUCAUGAAUGAGCCAGCUGCCCAAAUCUGUCAAACAGUGCAGUUUUAUUACACAUUAGGCUCUUCAUAAUCAGCAAAGCAAGAAAAAAGUCACUGAAAUAUUUUAGCAACAUCUAAAUACCUGACAGAGAUAACAUCUUUAACACUUUCUUUAAUGAAAGUUAUUAAAAAAUAAACCCAACUUUAACCCAGCUGUGACUAAUAUUUUCAAUAACCCACUGGGGAGAUGUGAUAGUUCUUUUCUCACUGCUCAGUUCCUAGAGGCUUUAAAAAACAGUGGUUGGUACAUAAAUUGAAAAUUCCCAGUGAUAAAAUAGCAUAGUCAUCUAGAGAAAGGAUAGCAGUGAUCACAGAAGUCGGAUCUUAAUAAUAAAAUAAUUUAGUUCACUAGUGAAAUCAAAAAAUAAGACCCCAGUACAAGCUAAGGAUGAAAUCCUGGCCUCAUUCAAAUCAAUGGCAGAAAACUCUCACUGACUGCAAUGACGUCAGAAUAUCACUUUUAAAAUUCAGGCAAACACUUCAGUUUAUUUAGAAAAAUCUAUUUGAGUCAUUCCAUCAAAACUUCAACACUAAGAAGUAAUCUAAGAAGUGAAAAAAAGGAAGGAAAGGGGGAAGUAGUUUGUGGAAUGUGUUUUGCUUCAUUUUCAAGCCAUCUUUUAUAUCAUGUGAAAGCAGGCAUCUGCAUUAAGGGUACAUAUGAAGUCCCAGUGGAAAAGAAGUAUUCUCAAAAAAGACACAAAAAAAUCUUAGCUGCUUAUUAUCAAAAGAAAUUAUACUAUUAAAAAGAGUGAGUAAACCAAAAUCCUUUCCCCUAGGCCUAGCCACCCAAGAUGCUGGUUUAAAAAGGGCAACUGCAAUAAUUGCCCUGAGAAUUGGCACACACAAAAAAAAAAAAAAAAAAAAAAAAGGCUGUAGAAAGCUUGUUGCCAGUUAGGUCAUUCUACAGCCACUCUCACACAAUCUCUGAGAGUGUCCCAGAAUAAAACUGAGCUUAUAAAUGGAACUAGAUAAAUGAGGCAAUUAGAUAAGGGCCUCUAGAAGGGAUUUUAUGUAUGUGUUCAAGUUGUCUCUGUCUCUCUCCUAAUCUUUUAUUCCAUUUAUUUAUUCCUUUAUUCUGAGAUACUGCCUUGUCUCUUACCAAUGCAUUGUACAUUUCAAGCAUUCUUUAAGGCUUUCUGCUGCUAAAGGAGAAUAAAUAUACCUGUUGCAAGGAACAUAACUCCACUGCAGAUGUCUGCUAGUUUUCAGCUAACGCUUAUUUAGUAUUUUAGGACCUUCCUCCUCCUUUGUUUAAGAUGUCACUAAUCAAAAAGGAAGCCUAUUAUCUGAAUAUAGGGGGAAACAUCUUUAGUCCAUAGCUGAGUAUUGAGACAAAAAGAAAUGUUAAAACAGCUCCAAAUUGUUUUACUUCCAUUUCAGAAAAACAUUAUAUUAACUCUCUCCCUCCCUGCCUGAGCAAAUAUAUUUCUUCCAUUAGCAGUCAGGGACAUAAACCCUUUGUAUCUUCAGAUUCUCACAGGUUAUUCUAUUUCAUGCAUUCAAAGCAUAAAUAAGGUAUAAAUAAGAAUAUAAAUUCUGUAUUGGCAACCAUGCCAGCUCUGGUGUUCAGCUCCUUCUUUCAUUCCCUUCUCUUCAUUACGACUUUGUAGAUAUUCCUUUCCAGAACCAUAGCCAAGGCGAAUAUCCUUUGGUUGUUGCAGUCAUUGCUUUUUCUUUUUCAAACUACACAAUAGAGGUGUGCCUCAGGGAAACUUCCUAGAGGACUGGGGUUUUUAUCUUGUGGCUGUCCUGCAGAACUUUGAUAUUUUAUGUACUAAUACUGGAGCUUAGCUGACCAUCGGUCAUUAGCUCUGUGUUACAAUCCAGAAGUAACAGCCUAAAGCCCCUCACUCUCAGGCUAUGGAACUCAGCUAUAGAUAGACUAAAGCUGGAAGAAAGGGAAAAAAACAUUUGUUUGUGACACACUCUCUAAGCUAGACAGAAAGUUACUGAUUUCAAUCCAAUAAUCAGAUGCCUGCAGCAAAAAGCAGAAGGAUAUUCCUGGCACUAUGAAAUGUGGCUUUUCAGUAUACCCUUUCUCCAGCUUGGAUUUGGAAAUGAGGACGAGCCCCAUUCAUUGUACAAAUAUGCAAAAUCUAGAUUCUGAAAACACUUUAGCAUGGGUAAUUUUUCACAGGUGUGAAGUCCCAAUAAGUUGAAAAUAAAUAUUCACAUGUAUAAUUCUGCUUGCAUCUAUAAAAUAUGUAUUUGUAAGAUCAGACCUAUAAAUGAAAACCAACUCCAAGGAAAUCCUGCUCUGAUUAUUCUUCCCUAAUAACAUAAAUACUUUAAAAGAUGUUAAAGCAUUAAAAUUUAAUAUCCUUUAGUUAACUGUCUAUCAGUUCUGUUAGUAAUAAUACUUCACUGAUCUUCUGUCCAAUUAAGAAAAUGAUCUUUGUUUUAGAAGAAAGGGGAGUCAUGAAUAAAAUAAAAAAUAACUUCUCAUAUUUUAUAAUGUUAAAAAUUGACCAAUAUUUCUCUUUUGUCAAAUAUAUAUAAAUAUGCAUAUAUAUGCAUAUAUAUAUAUGCAUUUUACUAAGAAUCUUGCCAAAGUAGUAAACAACACCUUUAAUUUAUUCUAAACUAGAUUUUCAGGAAAUAUGGAACCAAAUAAUAUGGGUGUUGAUUAUAAAAAACUGAUAAAUAUUUCCAUAAUUUCAGCAAAAAAUGUUGCAGAAACAUUGAAAAAACCCAGGACUGUUUUGUCAAAAUUUUCAUUGUUUUCAAAAGGGGAGUAAUUCAGUGAAAUAAUACCAGUGUAUUUUUCAGGAUAUAGGUGUGAAACAGUAGAAGCCACUCAAAAGCUUAGUACAGGAUUACUUUAAUCUUUCUUUGAGGGCCUGAUUUGAAAUCCAUUGAUGUCAACUGAAACUCUCCUAUUGACUUCAUUAGUUAUAGGAUUAAGUCCUUGAAAGAUAUCCACUUAGUUGGCAGAAGAACCUCAGUGCAGACAUCACUGCACACAUUAUCCCUCUGUGUCUGCAUCUGCAGUCAUUAGACUCACUAAGGUUUUCCAGAAUAAGACUGCAGAUUCAGGCCUGCCUUUGUGUACAGAAUAUAUCCAAUCCUGUAGAGUUGCCUUACAGAUAUUGCCAAGGUACAUAAGGAUUCUGUUAAAUCUACCAGAUUCUUUGAUACUUCUUUAAAAAUGUUGAGCAAUUAGCUCACAUUUUUUUCUCUUUCACACACACGUUCAUUUUAAAUAUUUAAGCAUAUGCCACUAAGCAGGAAAGUAAUUCAAAUAGCAAGUCAGUGGUGCCAUUUUCCGAAAUACACAUAAUGAGAAAUGGAACAAAGUUCUCCACACAUAAAGGAUGGACUCCUCACUGACAAAUGUCAGUGGAAGACUUCGAUCAACUGGUUUGACUCCAGUAGUGCAAAGCCUGCAUGCAACAGUUAGGCACACUUUCAAAUCUUUCUUCCUGUGUUAAGUAAGAAUGGUGUAACGCUUCAGUCCUGACUACACCCUCACCUGACAAAAAUUUUUGUUCUCAUCCUUAAUAGUGAGAAUAGUAAGACUGAAAGCAGUGGGACUACUCAAAGUACUAAAACGACAGAUUUUAGUUAUCCUGUUCCUACAGUUAAUAUAUGCUACAGUUAAUCCUGUAAGUUAUUACAGAAUUGGACAUGAGUAGGUACUCUAUAGACAUACACAUGCUAGGCAAAGGCAUGUCUGCAUAUUCAUUGAGUUCAAUUAAUAUCGUGCACACAGAAUUCAUCCUGUUAUACAAUACAAAACAUCCAAGCAAUCUUAGCGUAGCAAUUAAUUCUCCACAGAUUUACACUGGGCAGACUGACUAAUUAGAUGGCGUUAUUAAUGCCUUAUCUUGGAAAAGGGAAACAUUGCUAUUUUACAGCACUGUAUAAAUGGUUCAACUGACACAUCAACCUUUUCCCUCCGUUCACUCCUGAGUUAUUAAUAAUUACUAAUUUGGGCUAUAUAUCAGGAGAGGAUUAUCUUGUUGUUCCUUAAUCCAAAUAAAACUCCCAUAGACUUUCAUGGGAGUUUUUCUUCACAUUAGACUGUGCAGUUUGAUUUGAAAGCCAAGUGACACACCCGCUUACCAGCUAAGUACUGAAAACAUAGAGUUCUAGUGAUCAUUUCAUACCAUAGGUAUUCACAGAAAAUUAACAUUUUGUGUUGUAUAUAUUUAAUGCAUGUCUUUACCAGUUGUUUACUGGAAUUAUUGCCAAAAAUGUGCUCAAACAGCAAGCUGUACCGUUACAGAAGAGUUUUCUUUCUAGUGCUAAAAGAGAACUUCCCACCUGUUAUCAGUGACCAGUAGGGUCCCAUGUAUCAUAUAGCUGAGUUCCUUUUACAGUCUAUGAAAUUUUCCCGUCUAUGAAAUUUUCCCAUUUAUUUUCAUCUCGUGAGGAAAACAAAAGUGAACAAAAUAUUUAAGUGAAGAAUUGUUUAAAUUCCCAGGAAAUUUCAAAAGAAGGUGCCAGCUAAAGCACGUGAAUGUAUGCAGCAGCUGUGGUUACAAUAUUCUUGGGUGGGAAGAAGGCAGAGAAAGGAAUACAUUUGGUUUCUUUAAGUAGGAUACACUUUGUUGUAGGAGAAAAAGGUGGUUUGCAUCACAAGGCAUUGACAAACAAAUCCAAUUUUCUAAAUGUUCCUAAGGGGAGUUGCUAAAAGUAAAACAAUCUAAGUGGAGCAAAAAUUGGUGUGCAAAUCGGGCUUCAUUCAUGUCGAGAUACUGAGACCAGGAGCCAUCUGGUGUUAAGUCACCAGAUGCACCAUGUAGUGAUCACCAUUAAUACCAGAAUCAGUAAUUCUACCCUGUGAAUUAUCCAGAAAUACUAUUAGCCACACCCCACAAAAUGUACUGUAGGAUUAAGAUCUCAAUUCCCUUUUGAGAACAAUUAGAUUUUAAUGAGAGCCAAGCAAAAACGGAAAAGAAAGUAACAGAAAACCUGUCACUUGAGAACAUUAUUGUAGUAAUAUUCCUCUGUUCAACUAGUUUUAUUACAUCAUAGCCAUCAGGUACUGUAUGUACAUUUGAAAUGUGGGAAAAUAGCUUAGAAAAUAUCUUCAUUCAAACUAUGUUUAAGUAUCUUCUAUAAACUGUAUUCUACUACUAAGCAUAUACAGGCACCAAUCUAGCAGAGCACUGGAGCACACAAGUGGAGUCUCACUGAAGUCAUGUGCUUAAAGCUAUUAAUAUAGUAAGUGCUUUCUUGGUUUGAGACCUUACAAGUCUUUGCAAGUCUACCUAUGUAGAUUACAUAUGCUAUACGUGUAUUUCUUUUUGGGGAGACAGCAUGGCUGAAGUUCAAAACAAGAGAAUUCAGUUACUGUCUGUCACAAAUUCUAUAUAAUAUUAAAUAUUUGCAUCUUUGUGCCUCCCUUUUCCAUCUGAAAAUUAGUGAAAUCAAUCUUUGUAAAGCGCUUUUAGCUCUUCAAAUGAAAAGUGCUAUAAAAAGUACAAAUUAUUAUUAUAUUAUUGAACACCAUGUAUGUAUACACACUAUUAUGUAAUAUAUAAUAUAUGUAUAAUGCAUAUAAAUUCUAACAAAUGUAUUUGUGUAAUAUCUGAGAAAUGGAACAGUUGUAUCUGGAAGUGAUAAAUGCAUAGAGUUGGAUUUAUUGUUAAUCUGUGGAUUUAAUGAUUUUUUAGACAAAAGGAUGUUUAAGUGUAUAAUUGCUU
Messenger RNA from Dromaius novaehollandiae (emu), 10608 nucleotides. It is a transcript of the gene HHIP, whose product is annotated as hedgehog interacting protein. The record is from RefSeq and is a predicted model, not a curated record. The coding region runs from base 627 to 2720 and encodes 697 amino acids. The transcript is spliced from 13 exons. Lineage: Eukaryota; Metazoa; Chordata; Aves; Casuariiformes; Dromaiidae.